Molecule: messenger RNA, 2931 nt
Organism: Aegilops tauschii subsp. strangulata
Lineage: Eukaryota; Viridiplantae; Streptophyta; Magnoliopsida; Poales; Poaceae
Product: disease resistance protein RGA4-like
Biological process (GO): defense response to other organism
Molecular function (GO): ADP binding
Source: RefSeq, a predicted model, not a curated record
AUGGAGGCGGCGGUGGUGAGCGCUCUGAUGACCAACAUCGUGGCAAAGCUCUUGGUGGUGCUGGAUAAGAUAUCCGAGCAGUUGAGUGGCCUCGCCGGUGAUAUCAAACACAUGCAAAGUGAGCUGAGCAUGAUUGCCGGUGACAUGGAGGAUCAUCUCUCGCAGAAGGCGCAGCCUAGCGACGUCCAGGACGCAUUCAUCACCCGGAUGCGUGAUCUGGCAUUUGACAUUGAAGAUUGCCUAGACCAGUUCCUCCCUUGUGGUGCCUGCGACGGAGAACCGAUGUCAAUCGGCGAUCAAGUGGACUUCUCCAAGGAGAUUCAGAAGCUGAAGAAGCAGUUGGAGGACGCACAUCAGCAGAAAACCAAUUACGGUGUCAAGAUCGGAAGCCAGCAGCAAGCCGCCGCCGGCCAAUUAUUGUUCCUAGCUGAUGAUGAUGCGAGCGCAUUCGAGGACCAUCAUCAUCAUGUUGGCAUCGAGAAACCCAAGCAGGAGCUUCUGGAAUUGCUAGAUGGCGAGAGCGAGAAGAUGAUAGUGAUAUCCAUCGUCGGGUUUGGCGGCUCGGGGAAGACGGCACUCGCGAAGGCAGUGUAUCACUGCCCUCAAGUUCGCCGGAAAUUCCUUCACCGUGCCUGGGCUGUGGCUUCCAAGCACAAAGACGACGCCAAGCAGGGGAUCUUGAGGGCGAUAGUGCAACAGCUUCUUCCAAGCGUAGCACCAGACGAGAUACGAACAAAACAAGCCGCCCAGCUUCAGGAACUUCUCAGAGAGCGUCUUGGAAUCGCAAGAACCAGGUGUUUAAUUGUAAUUGAUGACAUCGAGAAGCUUCUGUGGGAGGCACUAAAGCCCAUCUUUUGUGCAGUGAAGUCGAUCACACUUCUAGUGACCACCAACGUGCAGUCAGUAGCAAAUGCAUGCAGCUCGGGUGACGGUUAUGUUUACAAUAUGAGAAAUCUUGGCAAAGAAGAAUCCAAGACAUUGCUGAAGAAUAAAGUUUCAUUCUUCCGGGCAUCUUCACCUGACUCGGAGGAUGGUUCAGAUGCCAUCGUUCGCAAAUGCUUAGGCCAUCCACUUGCUCUCGUCAGUGUGGCCAACCAUUUGCUAGACGAGAAGGAGCUCACAGGACAGUUCUGCCAAGAUACUUGCAGGCGCCUAGGUAUUCAUAUGGACGAGAACAAGAACGACAACUUCACAAAGCUCCGACAAGUUCUUAUGACCAAUUACAGUAGUCUACCAGCAGGCAGUUCUCUCAAGACAUGUUUGCUGUACACAAGUUUAUUCCCAGAUGGUCGUCCCGUCAGCAGGAAGACCCUUACAAGGCGAUGGUUGGCUGAAGGAUACAUAGAGGGUCGGCUGCAACACAGUGACCUGGAGGUCGCCGAAGAAAACUUGAAGAAACUUACUGACCGGAAUAUCAUUCUGCCUGUUGAUUCAAGCAACAAUGGAAAAGCCAAGACAUGCAAACCUCACGGCAUCAUGCACCAUUUCAUGCUGCACAGGUCCAUGUCUUCAAAUUUCAUUGCUAAAUCUUUUGGUGCCAAGAACCAAAGUAAUUAUCGUCAUCUCGUCAUCGAGAACCAUACAAAUGGCACAGCUUCCAGCAAUGAUCAUCAUGGUGCUUCAAGUAGCCACGGCCACCUGAACAAAAUUUGUACCCAUGUGAAGAAAAAUCUGGACAAUACAGGAUCAGCCAAUAAGAUGCGGCCCCGGUCAAUAACAGUCUUUGGGAGCGCAGGAGAAGCUGUUCAUUCGAAUCUGACCGGCUGCAAGUUGCUGAGGGUGUUGGAUCUAAAAGAUUGCAAUGAUUUCGGGGACGCACAUGUAGACAACAUAUACAAGCUGUUGCACCUCAAAUAUCUGACCCUUGGAAGCUCUGUGAGCAAUCUCCCAGUUAAAAUGAAGAAGCUACAUUGUUUAGAGACACUCGACUUGAGGAAGACGAAGAUAGAAACACUUCCCCUGGAAAUCAUCAGUCUGCCCCACUUGGCACACCUUUUUGGGAAGAUUAAACUGAAGAGGGUAAGUGCCAAGAAUCGUAAGAACUUCAACUUGCAGACUCUAGCAGGAGUUGUUGUAGACAGCAACUCUGGAUUCCCGGAACUGAUGGUUCAUAUGAAAAAACUGACAAAGGUCAAGAUAUGGUGCGAGAUCACUAGCACAGAUAGCAAUCACGCCAUGCUCUCAGAGGCCAUUCACAAGUUUGCUCAGGCUGGCACAGAUAUUUCAGUAGGCCCCCGUUCUCUAUCGCUCCAUCUGAAUAAUUCUUCCAAAGAUUUGCUUCAUCAAGGCGACAGCAGCAAUGCAACAUCAAGCACGCCUGGUUAUCUCAGCUCACUGAAACUGCAAGGUGGCCUGAGUCAGUUCCCCCAGUUUGUCAUGUCCCUCCGUGGUCUGAAAGAGUUGUGCCUGACAUAUACUAAUAUGACGGUGGCCGAUCUUCUACCAGGUCUGCGUAAGCUACCGCGCUUGGUUUGUCUGAAACUGGUGGAGGUCGGUCUCGCUGAUUUGGACAUAAAAGAUAAGGAUUUGCCAAGCCUGCAACGCCUAUGCAUUGUGGUGGAAAACCCCAAAUUCCCCACAAUUAAAGAUGGAGCUUUGCCGCGUCUUGUUUCACUCCAGUUGCUUUGUGAACAUCUAGUGGGUCUUUGUGGUGUCAUAAAAGUGGAAGGGUUUGAAGCUCUUCAGGAAAUCGCUCUCGAUUCUAUGGUCAAUCAACCAACCAUACAGCUGUGGGAAAAUGAAGCGAAGAAGCACCCCAAGAGGCCAAGGGUUUGUUUGCUCAAAAGGGUCGUUGUUCCAGCCGAAACUAGUAGGCCUUCAGUGAAAUAUGUUGCCUUGUGCCAAGACGACAGCAAUUGCUACACCGACACCUGCACUAUCGAUCACAUGGAAAUUGACCUCGAGGACCCUACUCUGCAGCAUAAUUCCUAA